AUCAGGCGGCGCGUGCAUUCACAGUUUCACAUCAGCAACGCUUUCGAGUUAACACCCAGACCAUUCAAACGGGUGCGAGCAGAUGUUUUUAAAGGAAUUAGUUUUUCAAAGUAGGUUUAAAGAACAUCCUAAGGAUACAGUCUAAAGUGCACAGUAAUAGUAAUAACGCAUUUUCUUUGUCUGUUCUGCUUUCCCUUUAAUACGCUGCACAGGAAAUGGAGAGGAUACCGUUGAGUUUGGGCAGCUUGCGAACACUGCCGUGGUACGUUGCAGCUUCUCAGGUGCUCGGCGUGGCAUGUGUGGUGAUCACAGGUGUGUGGAUGGGACAUUACCGUGGAGGUUUUGCUUGGGAUGGUUCAGCACAAGAGCUUAACGUCCACCCCCUCUGCAUGGUCCUCGGCUUGGUCUUCCUUUAUGGAGAUGCUGUUCUGGUUUAUCGCGUCUUCAGAAGCGAGAGUAAACGCUCUGUGAAAAUUCUCCACGCUUUGCUGCACAUGAUGGCUCUCAUCAUCAGUAUUGUAGGUCUAGUGGCCGUAUUUGACUUCCAUGCGACGGCUAAGAUUUCCAACAUGUACUCGCUCCACAGCUGGUGUGGCAUGAUUACCUUUGUUGUGUUUAUCUUACAGUGGUUGCUGGGCCUGGGAUUUUUCCUGUUUCCCUGGGCAUCUGCUCAAUUGAGGAGCUGGUAUCUCCCACUGCACAUCUUCUUUGGCUUGUUGCUGCUGGCCAUGUCUGUAGGAACCUGUCUGCUGGGUAUCACAGAGAAAUUGCUUUUUAAUAUCAUGGCGACCUACUCCGAAUUUGCGGCAGAGGGGGUUCUAGCGAACACCUUAGGCUUGUUGCUGGUGUGCUUUGGGGUCGUGGUGGGUUACGUGGUGACAAGAGAAGAUUUCAGACGGCCGCCGAAUCCAGAGGAAGAGGCUUUAUCUGUGCACUUUAAGACGCUGUCAGAAGGAGAAAUCCCCAGCUCGCCUUAAUUUUAUUACAUAGUAUAACAACUGCCUUCCUACUCAUAAAAAAAUGCUGUUUGUUUCAACCAUUAGUUGGGUAAAAUAUGCACUUGUUAUUUAAACACGGCAUUGGGCCAAUAAGGGAUGACGUUAACACGUUGAGUUGUAAUUUAACCUAUGCUGAGUCGCUUUAACCCAUUGUAG
Paramisgurnus dabryanus is the source of this 1154-nucleotide messenger RNA. The record is from RefSeq and is a predicted model, not a curated record. NCBI's taxonomy places the organism in Eukaryota, Metazoa, Chordata, Actinopteri, Cypriniformes, Cobitidae.